This is a messenger RNA of Opisthorchis viverrini, 426 nucleotides long. RefSeq lists its product as hypothetical. The transcript has 4 exons. Bases 1 to 426 code for a protein of 141 amino acids. The record is from RefSeq and is a predicted model, not a curated record. Lineage: Eukaryota; Metazoa; Platyhelminthes; Trematoda; Opisthorchiida; Opisthorchiidae.
AUGGAGGCAAACUCUGUUACUGUUCAGCCGAGCAUCGACAGCUGCGAUGACAUAUCGGAAGGAAUAAGUAACGGAACAUACCACCUACUACGUACUACUAUGCGGAAUAGCAAACGGCGACACUACGACAGACGCGCAAAUUUGGAACCUGGCAUCGACGAUUGCAAAACACUGCUGGGGCGAAUGUCGCAUUGUGCUAAACAACGGAGCGAAGAAUGGAAACGAGCUAGGGCGGUCAAUGGUUUAGAAGCGGAGUACAAAAAGCCAUUACUAUCUGAACUGGUCGUUGCCAUCUCCCUGGAUCAGGGCUCCAAGACGGGACGCGCCAGCUUGGGCGACCUGGCAAUAUCCCGGCCCUCGUGCUUCCUUCGAGUAUCAUGGCAGCUAGGCACCGGUAGGAUGUUACAGCUGAACAAUUUGACAUGA